UUCCCCAAAAGAUUACACUGCUCGACAGAACGCUGCGUUUUUAAUUAGGACCCUACUCCGUCGUCCGGUUCUUGGUAACCAAAGAACACCGGGAAACUCUCUCCAGAUAGUUGGAAGAAAAGAAAAUUGAAAGGAAGAUGCUAAAAAAGAAGAAUUUCCGUAAGAGAACUAUCGAGGAAGCAGACGACCAGAACAACGACGACAACAACAACAACAACAACAAAGCCGCAUCCGAUGACGAAGAAGAGAGGAGAUUGGCAUUGGAGGAAGUCAAAUUCCUGCAGAAACAGAGGGAAAGAAAGUCAGGAAUCCCUGCAAUUCCAUCGGUGCAAAUUGGGAAUUUAGUAUCCAAAAAAGUGACUGAAAAGAACGAUGGAGAUGGAGAGAAGGAAGAGCUCGUUCUUCAAGAUACUUUUGCUCAAGAAACAGCAGUCAUGGUUGAAGAUCCCAACAUGUUGAAGUAUGUUGAACAAGAAUUGGCAAAGAAAAGGGGGAAGAACAUUGAUGAAACAAAUCAAGUUGAAAAUGACUUAAAACGUGCUGAAGAUGAAUUAUACAAAAUUCCUGAACAUCUUAAGGUGAAAAGGAGAAACUCAGAAGAAAGCUCUACUCAGUGGACUACUGGCAUUGCAGAGGUUCAACUGCCCAUUGAGUACAAACUGAGAAAUAUUGAGGAAACAGAGGCUGCCAAGAAACUUUUACAGGAGAAACGGCUAAUGGGUCAGGCAAAAUCAGAGUUUAGCAUCCCAUCAAGUUACAGUGCAGAUUAUUUCCAACGUGGCAGGGAUUAUGCUGAGAAACUUCGAAGAGAACAUCCUGAGCUAUACAAGGACAGAAGUUCACAAGAUGAUGGUGCUGGAGCAAAGCCAGCUGAAAAUAACGCUGAUGCAACCCGUAGAGAAGCUGCAACAGAUGAGUUCAUGCUAGAGCGUUUCCGAAAGCGAGAACGGCAUCGGGUCAUGCGGAGAUGACCUGCACUCUGUCAAGCAUGAUUUUCAUGGUAGUUUAUCAAGCUUUGUGGUGCGCUAGAGUGUAUUAGUUUGUAAAAACAAGUACUGUAGCCAUAGCGACCAUUCUUGUGAUUCAAUUUACCUGCAAUUUUUAAUGGAUGUUUUGUGUUUGUCUGCUCAAAUGUUACAGCUCUGAGCAUGCCAGCUCAAUAAUAAAAGAAAGCUGUCCAUGGAUCGUGUACAAUCCCAGCUUAUUUCUGGGAAAUCAUUUUGAAUGCAGGUUGUGACAUGUCUUAAGGGUUUAUGGUUUAUUUUGUUGGACUAAAA
Molecule: messenger RNA, 1277 nt
Organism: Hevea brasiliensis (rubber tree)
Lineage: Eukaryota; Viridiplantae; Streptophyta; Magnoliopsida; Malpighiales; Euphorbiaceae
Product: protein COP1 SUPPRESSOR 2-like
Exons: 6
Coding region: 138-971 (277 amino acids)
Biological process (GO): mRNA splicing, via spliceosome
Cellular component (GO): spliceosomal complex
Source: RefSeq, a predicted model, not a curated record